Hyaloscypha bicolor E is the source of this 3906-nucleotide messenger RNA. RefSeq names its product glycoside hydrolase family 18 protein. Gene Ontology annotation, molecular function: hydrolase activity, hydrolyzing O-glycosyl compounds; chitin binding. The record is from RefSeq and is a predicted model, not a curated record. The coding region runs from base 253 to 3789 and encodes 1178 amino acids. Gene Ontology annotation, biological process: carbohydrate metabolic process. Lineage: Eukaryota; Fungi; Ascomycota; Leotiomycetes; Helotiales; Hyaloscyphaceae. The transcript has 24 exons.
CGAGAAUCGUAGUCUCGUGUGAUCUUGAUCGACAGUCUUGAUUACCAUGCAGAUAACUUGUCUAUGUUCCACCAAUCUAUCUUCGUUCUCAUGCCACCGCCGGGAUGAAUGCCCGUGCGACGUCAUUUUGGAAUGGCUUACUUUCCAGACUCGCUAUGAGGCUCGGAUAUUGAGCUUCAUUGAGCUUGCUUCUCACCCCACUGGAGUUAUAGCAGCAUGCCAAUUUUUGAAUCGUGAAGGAACGACUUUCAUAUGGUCUGUCCUAUCCAAACUUUUCGUCUGCAUGAAGUUGCUGUUCAGCGCGACAAGAUGAGUGCUUUCACGUCAAAGUUCUUGUUGCUGGUGCUAAUUGCACUUGUGACUGCUAAGAAUGUUUCGCUCUAUCCCCCGCUGUACAUGAAGCAUUCAGAUUCUACCCCUAUUUUCGUUAAUACCACAGGAAGGACGGUAAAUCCUUUGAUAAUAGCCUUAGGUGGUGGUAACGAUCAAAAUCUGGCAAAGCGCCAAGCAUCAACACUACCGACGGGGACAUGCGCCCCUGGAACGCCAUGUGUUAACGGUGCCUGCUGUGGAAGUAAUGGCCUCUGUGGUUACUCACCUCUGGAAUGCUCGAGCUCAACUUGUCUCUCGAAUUGCAACGCUACAGCAGAAUGCGGACAAUACGCACCCUCAGCGACUUCGAGCUGUCCGCUCAACGUUUGCUGCUCUUACUUUGGGUUUUGCGGUACAACCGAUGACUUUUGCGACACCACAGGCACUACGCCUUGCCAAGAGGGCUACGGCUCUUGUGGCGCGGUCACCGAACCUUCAUGCUCGGGAGCUAGCGUAAACGCACGAACAAUUGGAUACUAUGAAUCCUGGUCAAGUACACGUGCUUGCGAUAGCAGAAAGCCAUCAGAUCUUGAUCUUACUGGACUUUCACAUAUUAAUUUCGCCUUCGCCUUUUUCAAUCCCACAACGUUCGAGAUGUCGCAGAUGAGCCCAGGUGAUGCGGCUUUGUACUCUGACUUCACAGCCGUCAAGUCGAACUAUCCAGGUCUACAAACUUACGUCUCCGUCGGAGGAUGGUCUUUCAACGACGAAGGAAAUUCCCCAGAUACGCGUACAGCUUUUAGUGAUAUGGUCAGCACUUCCUCGAACAGGGCAGCCUUCAUCUCGUCUCUGAAGGCUUUCAUGCAGACCUACGGUUUUGAUGGCGUUGACAUCGAUUGGGAGUACCCCGCAGCAAGUGAUCGUGGAGGUGUUGCCGCCGAUACAGCCAAUUUUGUCAGCUUGGUGAAAGAGCUGCGCAGCGAAUUUGGCUCAAACAAGGGUGUAACGGCCACAUUGCCCUCUUCUUUCUGGUAUCUUCAAGGAUUCGAUGUCGCCUCGAUGCAAAAUUACGUGAAUUGGUUCAAUUUCAUGAGUUACGAUAUUCAUGGAACUUGGGAUUCGACCUCGAAGUUCACAGGACCCUAUAUCAGACCGCACACUAAUUGGACUGAAAUUUCUCUGGGACUUGAUCUGCUUUGGCGUGCCGGUGUUACACCAGACAAGGUCACCCUUGGCUUGGGGUGGUAUGGAAGAUCCUUUACUCUUUCGGAUGAAACAUGUGUUACGCCCAAUGGAGUCUGCAUGUUUUCAGCAGGAGGCGAUCCUGGAGCAUGUACGGCAUCCGCUGGCACAUUAUCGAACGCUGAAAUCUUUGCAAUCAUAGAUGAAUACUCACUUGAACCGACGUAUGAUGAUGCAGCAGCAGUCAACUGGGUCUUUUGGGGUGAUUCGCAGUGGGUGAGUUACGAUGAUGGUAACAGCAUGCAAGUCAAACUAGCGAGAGCGAAUGCUCUGUGUCUUGGUGGCACUAUGAUAUGGUCAAUUGAUCAGGACAAUAGCAAUGGCGACAGCAUGGCGGAUUUCCUUGGCAUUGGUGCGACCAAUGGAAACACGGCCGAAGAAGCAGCGGAACUGAAAGCCCAGUAUGCUGUAGCUACCACAGCAACUGCUGUCCAGACCUCUUGUUAUUGGUCAUUUUGUGGGCAAGGCUGUGACGAUGCCUACUAUCCUGUCACCCAAGCCAAAGGAGAAGUAGCAAAUAACGGCGUGGAUGCUACUGUUAACACUGUAUGCUCUGGCACGGACGUGCAAUCUUUAUGUUGUGCCCCUGGCACUACUCUUGGAAAGUGCCAGUGGGAAGGGUGGAACGGCGUUGGUAUGCCCUGCUCAGCAGUUUGCGCCAAUGAUUCGGACAUUGUAAUUGCAGAAAAUACAAAUCACUACUUCAAUGACCCUGAUACAAGUACAAUAGAAGAUCAGACGUGCAAUGGAGGCUUUCAGGCUUACUGUUGCUCUGGCUUUGUAGCUUCCCCAACCGCCAAUACUGGAAGCCUUGACCUUAUCGAUCAAACCACAUCAUCCAAGCGAAAGCGGAGUCUCGAAAAGCGCGGAAUCAAUACAGCUGUUGGGCGUGUCUGCUUGAGUGCAGCUGAGAUUGCAGUCGAAGCAAUUGCAGCAGCAGCAGCAGCUUUCUUUACCUUCGGUGCUUCUGAAAUCGCCUUCGCAGCGGAGGUUGCUGCAAAUGUCAUUUGCUUGGCUUUAGCCGCAGCUGCGACGAUCGAGGCUGCUGCCGCCGCAGGUAGCGCAACAGUGGGCGCAGUUGCUAUUGGCGUAGCUUCACAUGCUAUGGUCCUCCGUAACAAAAGGCCUGCGAGUGGGCCUCAGGGUGGACCAAAUCCGAAGAAUCCUAAGACCGGUAAUACUGGAGGAUCCAAGACCGCUUAUGGGCAAUGGGCCAUUGCAACGUAUCCUAGCACGAGUGAUGCGACAUCAUGCGACUGCAGCGUCACGUAUACAUGUGUCUAUGGAAUGGUAGCUACUGCAGGUGGAUGGGACGAGGUAUGCGACAAUCAAAGAUGGGCCAUAGACCACUUGCUGGGUGGAAAUACUGUAUAUCAUUACGGAGGUCGACUGGCCGAUUCAAACUACAUGAAAAGCCUAUGGUCGCCCCAACACUCUGGUUGGCAAGCAGCCGCGCAGACUGCUAUAGGUGGCGUUGCUAGGUGUCAGGUAGACGAAUUCCCCAUGGGUUCGCUUCUUGAAGGGAGACUCCCGAACUCACAGGCUUGUCGUUUGGUGAAUGGCCCUGCCAACGGACGACAAGGAACAGAUUUCGGACAGUUCCUCCUCGCUCAAUACCAACCGUGUAGCUCAUACAAGGCUAAUAAAUGUAGCUCAGCUAGUCCGGUCGUGCCAAUCACAUGGGCUUUCUCCGGCAUGGAUGCGAAUCGCCUCGCAGGCAGCAAUGUCGCUCCCCACUUCGUCCAACGCUAUGGUUUUGACUCGCAAACAGCAGGCUCAGAGUGCUGGGCAACGGCAUCAUUCAAUGACCCUAGCGGCAACCCAGUCGUCAGCACCGUCACCGACCACGGCUUCCGUGUCCUGAAUAACGAUCCUAUCAUCACCAGCGCAGCCUACGGCUGGCCACUCCAAAGCUAUCGACCCUCACCCUUCGCUAAUCAGCUUAAUCAACCAUCCAGUAUAGCUAGUGCUCAAUAUCAGAAACGGCAAGAAGUACUUGCAAGCCUGAAAGGGGAGUAUAUCGGGUCUGAAAUCGACUGCGAUAAAUGUGAUGUGUUUGUUGAUGAGUCGGGACGAGAGUUCUAUCAUCCUCAUUGGCGGGGUAAUAGAUACAAGUCUACGCCUGCAGUUACUACGACGGCAGCUGUGGUACAGGGGACGAAUGGUGCUACAAAGGCGGGAAGCACACCUGUGCACAAGGUCCCGAAGGAGACCGGCGUCGUGCGUGGCGAUUGAGGUAGUAAGGCAGUGAGAUAGAGAAGAUAUGAUUUGAAACUCUUAUAUAAGAUCUUAUAUAACUUAACAAACUAAUUUAAGAUAUAUGGCUUCUUUUUAAUACAUAAUUUUGAGACC